AUGCCUGAAGAGCACGACGUUCUUAUCUGCGGCAGCGGCUUAGCUGGUCUCUGCGCAGCAGUCUGGCUAGCCCGAUGCGGCAUCAACUUCAAGAUCCUUGAGCGGCGCGAAGGUCCCCUCAAGCAAGGUCAGGCAGACGGUGUUCAAGUUCGCACAGUCGAAAUCCUUGAACACCUAGGCCUCUCCGAGGACGUCUUGAAGGAAGCUUACCACGUUCUCGAACUUGCGUUCUGGUCGCCCGACGGCAAGGGCGGAAUUCGUAGGUCACAUCUCGAGCCAGACACCGAGCCUGGUCUCAGCCAUCUACCCCAUGUGAUUCUGAACCAGGCACGCAUCAAUGAGAUUUUGAUCGAGGAUAUUGUGAAGUCUUCUGGUAAAUCACACAUCCAGUAUGGAAGUGAUAUACGUGAAGUUGUUGUCGAUAGUGAAGCUGCGGGAAAUCCAGAUGCCCGCUGCGUGACUGUGAAGACAAUGGAGAAUGGCGUUGAGCGCACGUAUCAUGCCAAGUAUGCUUUGGGAUGCGACGGAGCCCAUAGUGCGGUCAGAAAGUCCCUCGGCUUCAAGAUGGUGGGCGACAGCAGUGACGUGGUCUGGGCUGUCAUGGACAUCUACCCUAGGACCGACUUUCCCGAUAUUCGGAAGAAAAGCGUCAUUCAGUCUGACUCGGGCAAUUUGGUCAUCAUUCCACGAGAAGGCGACGAGAUGGUUAGGUUCUACAUGGAAAUGCCAGUCUCAACUCCAGGGGAAGUCACACCUGAGAGAGUCAAAGAACGCAUCGAUGGCAUUUUUAAGCCUUACCAAGUCGAAAUAGCCGAGACAUCCUGGUUCUCUGCAUACUCCAUCGGGCAACGGCUUGCGGACCAUUUCACGAAAGAUCAUCGAGUUUUCCUUACUGGCGACGCCUGCCACACACAUUCGCCUAAGGCUGGACAAGGAAUGAAUGUCAGUCUUCAAGAUGGGUACAACAUUGGAUGGAAACUCGCCGCAGUCCUCCGAAAGCACGUCCAUCCCUCAAUAUUGGAGACGUACGUCUCUGAACGCCACCAGACCGCCAAGGGCCUCAUCGACUUUGACAGGCAAUUUGCAAAGAUGUUUUCUUCGGCGUACCGGAAAGAAAAUGGGUACACUACUGAAGACUUCCAAGAUUACUUUAUCAAAUCGGGCAGAUACACUGCUGGUCUAGCCACGCAAUAUCAGCCGUCAAUGCUCGUGAGGCCUGGUCACAAGGAUAGCCUGGCGUCUGGUGUCAGCGUGGGAAUGAGGUUCCAAAGCGCGCAAGUCGUUCGCUUCUCUGAUGCCAAAGCGAUGCAACUUUCGCAUGCUCUACGCGCGGACUCGAGAUGGUCUUUGGUCGUCUUCCCUGGCGAUAUUUUGCAGGCUCAAGCAGCGAAAUGCUUAUUCCAGGUCGCAAAAUCGCUUGAAGUAUCGAUGAAACAGCUUCCGACACUUCAAAAUGAUAUCCACAGCUUCUUGAAUCUGGUUUUGGUGCUCAAUUCUGACCGACAAAAAUUGGAAGAUCGUCAUAUACCACGGCUGUUUACCCCUAACGCAGGAAGGUGGGGGGUCAAGUGCCUGCAAAAUGUUUUCGUUGAUGAUGUCAGUUACCAUGCAGGCCACGGAGAAGCAUAUGUAAAAUAUGGCAUUGACCCGGAGGUUGGCGCGAUGGUGCUCGUCCGACCAGAUCAGUAUGUUGCUGGCACAUUCGACUUUGCAACCGUCGAGGAUAUCUUUGGAUUUUUCAAAGGCUUCACGACGCACGCAACGAAUGGAUUCCACCAAUAA
Messenger RNA from Colletotrichum tamarilloi, 1782 nucleotides. RefSeq names its product FAD binding domain-containing protein. The coding region runs from base 1 to 1782 and encodes 593 amino acids. The transcript is spliced from 5 exons. The record is from RefSeq and is a predicted model, not a curated record. Gene Ontology annotation, molecular function: oxidoreductase activity; FAD binding. Lineage: Eukaryota; Fungi; Ascomycota; Sordariomycetes; Glomerellales; Glomerellaceae.